Molecule: messenger RNA, 7545 nt
Organism: Anopheles marshallii
Lineage: Eukaryota; Metazoa; Arthropoda; Insecta; Diptera; Culicidae
Gene: east
Exons: 6
Coding region: 1-7545 (2514 amino acids)
Source: RefSeq, a predicted model, not a curated record
AUGGUGUGGCGUGUGUGGGGCCGGUCUCAGAACAACGGUAUGGCAUCCCGCGAAAAGAAAGCCCGCUCGGUGACCGCAGACUCCCCCACACCUUCCCUUGGCAGUGCGCACAGUGGCAGCAACAGUAACAUCAGUGCCCCUCCCACCACUCCCAGCACCACAAACGCAUCAUUAGCAGCUGGUGGCAGCGAUUCCGCACCGACGACUCCAACAUCCACACGCAAAGGCGCGGCCGGAACUAUAAAUCCCUCCAGUGCCGUCAGUACUGGCAACGUUAGCGGUAGCGGAAGCAGCAGUACGUCCACCUCAAACACACGCCAAUCCUUGAGCCGAUUGAAAUCCAAGCAACAGUUGCUGCAACAGAACGCAGGUGACGAAGCAACGGCAGAGGAUACUGUGGCGGGUGGGGUUGUGGAUUCCAUCGUAACAACACCCUCCCGCACGACACGAGGUGGUGUAUCGCGCGAAGAUUCCGUCGGGCGUGAUUCACCGGCAACAACAAUUGGCUCCUCAAAGGAUAAAGAUGAUGCCGCGGUGUCAGUGAGUUCGUCCAAAGACGUAACUAAAUCGCCCGCAAUCGGUGCCCGUCGUGCGACUGCCACAUCAAAACCAGCCGCAUCUGUUGGAACUGCUGCAUCUGAGACGCGUAAUACGCGUAUGGUAACACUGAAGCGAACCACACUACUGAAGCGCAAGGGUAAAAAGAUCAUCGGGAAACCGAUGUUGGGAAGAAAGGUGGUCGCACGCCGGCAACUGGUGGCGACUGCUAAAUCUACCGGUACACGCGGUGCCGCUGCUAUGGUUAUCAAAAAGGAAGCCAUCUCUCCGACGAGCUCAGCGGCCAAAGAGAGGGAGGAAGAGCUUCCCAGUACGCCCAGCUUGCGUAACGGAAAGCCACGCAAUUCGGACAGUCCGGUGGCAAAGCGCAAGUCAACGGCGACAGUGUUGAAGCAGCAGGACAGCGGUAAAUCGCUCGACAGUCUAACCGGUUCGAUCAAGAUGGAACGAAGGCGGUCCAGAUCGGUGUCCAAAUGUUCCGACAUGACGGAAGACAGUGAACCGGUCGGGACAGAUAUUAAGCGGGAGCUUUUCGAUAUUGAAUCAAAAAGCAAAAUGUUGGACAAGAUGGCUGAAGCGUUUAACGAGCGCAAAACGGGCGGCGGUGCUUCGCCAGUUGUUGCCGGGUCGAAAGAGGACAAAGCAUCCGGUGGAACGUUGAGGCGAAGCAUGCGCCAACGGAAGAGUACAGCCCGGGAAAAGGAAGACUUUCUGUCGCCUCGUGGAAAGGCGGGAAGUUCGCUGGAUAUCAAAAUCGAACCGGCAGAAUCGCUGGAAUCGCUGUCCGCCGAUGGUGAGGCGGAUAAUAAUGUGACUGCAUCGGUGGCCGCACCACUGACGAUUGAUACGACGGAGUCGGAAGUUUCGAUCGGUACCGAACCGUUGCACAGUGAUGGAGCGGCAAGCAGUUUGGGCGGUGGAAGCAGUAGCAAUGCGAGUGCGACCGGGGUCGGUACCGGUGGCGAGGAAGAACUGACCGCGGGCAAGGACCCAUCGCUCAGUCCGGGUGAGUUGGUGAGCGAAGGUGUGUCGGAGCAGAGCGUAAAGGAGUGCUAUAGUGAGCCGGCCUUUCUGGAGAACAAUUUGGGCAUCGAGAAGGAUCCGAAGUUGGGCGAAAUCGUACAGGAACGCUUCCGGUGCGACAAGGUUAGUGACGAUGUGGACGCAAACGGUGACGAGGCGAAGAUUGCUACGGGAAUGGGCGGCGUCGCUAGUGAUAAUGGUGGUGGUGUGAUGAAGAUCGAUAAUCAGGUCGAAGUGGUCGAAGAAACUGAGUCCACUAGCAAGGAACUGGAAGUUGUGGUGCCGACCAGUACGGCCAAACCGAUGGUAAAGGAUGAGGAAAUGGAAGUAGAUGAGCAAGAGAAUGUAGAAGAUCAGACAGAGGUGAUACGUAAGAACGAUCAAGCAAGUGAAGAUCAGGUGGAAAAGGAACCGAUGGAGGAGGAAAGUGUUGUGGUAUCGGAUGAGUUAGUGCAGGGUGAAAGGAACACUGAGACAGAUAAAAUGGACAUCACGGAGGAAGAGGAGGAGGACGAGGUGGUAGAAUGUGUUAAAAUAUUGGAUGAUUCCGAGGAAAUAACAGAGGCGCCGGAAAAGCAAGAGGAUGUGAUGAUAAUUCUGGAUGACGCAACGGAAGUUGUUGAGGAGGUCCCAGAUAAAAAUGUACCCAAGGAACUUACCGUGGAGGAUAAUGAAUCUGUUCGCACAGACGAUGAAGAUCGUGAUAUGGAUGCUUCUCAAGCUUCUCCUAUUGCUUCCAAAGUUAUUGAAACAUCCAGCACUAGCAAACCAGUGGAAUGUAGCACGGACAAAGAAAGUGCCGCUUCCUCGCCCGUUCCCACUGCAGCAGUGUCCUGCAAAACGAAUGGCGAAAGUAAUGGAAUUGCUACCCCUGCUGGUAGUCAAUCUCGCGAUCAAUCAACACCCAAUCAACAAACGUCGCGGGCGGGACAGCAAAAGCCACCGGUGACGAAUGCGUCCUCUCCCAGAACCACCACACCCGGUAAUGGCAAGGAGUCGAAGCCGAAAGCGCGUACCACGAAAGAGAAAACAAAGGAGGACGAAAAGACACGGGAGGAAAAGCUACGGCAGGAGAAGCUACGGGUGGAGGAGAAGGUGCGCGAGGAGAAGCAACGCGCGGAGCGGCUUGAAGCCGAGAAGAGACUGAAGGAGGAACUGCUGCAGCAAAAGGUGCUUGAAAAUGGUUUGGUCGAAGUGGAAGCCUCACCACAACCGGCCCCAACAACGCUCAAGACUGCAACCGGCACUAAGAGUGGUGGCAGCAGUCCAGCAGCAGCAGCAGCUGAUAAAGAAACCAAGACUGAACUGACCAAUGCCGCAAUGACGACGGCACUCGGGGGAUUAAAUCUGCCCGCGAUCACAAUCGCCAUCACAAAGCGGGACAGCGGUAGCAGUUCCGCGGACGAGAAGGAAUCAACCCACAAUGUGCGGACGGUGUCCCAAAAGCCCAAAUCUGAGCUGGAGAUUGUCCCGAUCAAGGCGGACGGAUCGGCAGCAACAGUUGGUGGAACACUGCCGGCCGUGGGACUGCUGUCGAAGGAAGAAAAACCAGCGAAGGAAGGUGGUGCGGCCACCGCCCCAUCACUGGCCGAUACGGCCGAGUCACGGUUGCGGAUCAUCUCGAAGAGUGAGAAUGCGGCCGCCGCUGUUUCGGUGGUAGAGCGCAAGGAUAGCAACAAGUCACCGACGGCUACGACGUCUGCUUUGAGCAUAAUCAAAAUUGAAUCCAGCAACGGUUCGCCGGUGACUGUCGGUUCUUCCACUCCUCCUUCUCCACCUCCUCCAAUUGGCAAGGAUGCUGCGGAAGAACGGAAAACGGUCCUGCUGGACGAAUCCGAUGACGCAGCAAAACGGAAAGAAUCCCACCUGAAGCACCUUGGGCUACUAACGAUUCAGGCCGCAUCCGAAGAAAAGCAACGUCGUGCCGAACAGAAACCAUCGGCCCCGAUGACCGAUUCCUCACUGCAGGACAGUACGGGCGGUGCUGCGGCUGGCGGUGUAUCCACUGGCGCCGGUGGUGGUGAGGGCUGGUUGUCAUCGGGCACUAAUCACCAGUCCAGCACGGGUAGCGGUCGUCCCAGCGGGGGCAGUAAAUCAUCCCGCAGCUCAAGGGACGAAUACACGGUGUCGAUGAAAACGGUAGUAAAAGGCAACGGUAGCGGUGGAUCACGGGGUGAAAAGCGAAAGCAGCAACGCAUGCCGCUCAAAAUGACGUUCCAGAAGGGUAAGGGUAAGGCGGCACCGGGUGGCAAUGCGACAAUGGGCCGUGACCCGUCCAAUGGUCCCGGUUCGUCCAGCAAUGGUAGCGGCUACGCCACCGAUACGGGCAACAAUGGAGACAACACGUUCUAUACUGCGCACAUCAACGAGCUGGACCACCACUCGUCCAACUCAUCCGAUGGCCAUUCGCACCGUGAAUCGGGUGCUGGUAGGAAGGCACACAGUCGUUCUCAUACCACCGAUGGCGUGAACCUGACAGAAGCGGUCGGUGAAACUGUGUCCUCUAAGGAAGUGAUUCAGAAAUCGUUGGUAAUCCCGGAGAAAGCGUCCUCCUUCAACGUGCACCCGGAGCGACUCUGCUGGGAUCAGUGUUCCUACUGUGGUGGCAAGUUUGGACUGUACGACACACCUUGCCACGUUGCUGCCAUAAAAUCCACCGAGCGACAGCAGCGAAUUCUUCUCGCAACCUUGCCGAAGAUCACGCUUGACAGCUGCCUGUGUGAUGCUUGCUACCGGCAUGUCGAUCGCAAAGCCAACUGUCCGCCGCAGAAGAAGAAAUCGACCACCGUAUCGCAGACGAGCAGCACGUCGACCGGUGCGUCCACCAACACCACCAACACCACACAGUCGACCGUAUCCCCGUUAGUACUUAAGGUUACGACCAACAAGGACGGUUCGACGAGCAUCGCGACCGAGCAGCCGGCAACGCUGGACGACGGGACGACGGCGGGUGGAAAGGAGCGCGAAACCUGUGCCGUGCGUCAGUGUACGGCACACGGCAUGCAGUCGUUACGCCGCAAGUGGAUGGUGAAGAUGAAGCGCAAAAUUAGCAAACAGUUGGACAUCAAUUUUGAGCUGGCGGCAAAGGCGACCGCAGAAUACAUCUACAUCUGUAACAAGCACUACGAGCAGAUUAGCCACCUGAUGAUUUGCGCCUUGUGUACGAAACCGCUCCAGCGAAACCAUGUGUACCAUUUGUUCAAUAAUGUUGUGCAAUUGGAGCGCUUAAUCCAGGAGCAGGGCAUUUCCAUAAGGCUGAGCAGUUCGGAGCUGGUCGUGUGUAAAUUAUGUAAAUAUUAUGCUAAUUUAUUGAUUAAGCCACCGGAUGCAACAAAGGCCAAAUUCAUUAAGGACUACAAUCGAAGAUUGUACAACUAUCGACAGCGGAAUGUGGAAGAGCAGAGCGUUGAAGUACGUAGUGUUGAGCAGACAGUCGUUCCAGCACCCCGACAACGCCCAGCUGCUCCGAUGACGACGGAUAUAGUAAUAUCAGACGGUGAUGAAGAGGAGGAAGAGAUGGAAGAGGAAGAGGUGGAAGAGUGUCCCGCACCAGCACAGCAGCAACAUCAUCCAGAGGCACGGUACCAAACGUAUGGCAAUCUGUUUUCGAUCGGUGACAGUUCCGUGUCGCUAAGGCGCCGCGUAAGCUACCGCAAAUCGCCCGACGUAACCAUCGUGGAGAACAAUGUUGCCACACAGAUGGGUGAGCUGGAUGAGAUCAGUAUCCUACCGGCGACAAAAUCAUUGGCCGCCUUGAACCAGCAGCAGCAUCAGCAGUCGCAAGAUGAUAACAUCGACAUGACGAAGGUGCUUAAAUCGAAUCCAAACAUUUCGAUGCGCGAACUGUUCCCGGGCGAAGAGGAACUGGGCGUACAUGUGAACAUUCCAUUCAGUUCAUCGUCCGUGCGUACACCCGAGGGUUGGACGAAGGUAACCUCCACCAUACAGUACGAUGACAGUACGCGCGCGUUGUGGGAUGAGCUGCAAAAACCGUACGGCAAUCAGUCGAGCUUUUUGCGCCAUCUGAUCCUGUUGGAAAAGUAUUUCCGCAACGGUGAUCUGGUGCUGUCGCCGCAAGCGAAAAACAAUGCAACCACAUACUCGGAAGCGGUCCAGAACCGAUUGCGCUCGUACGAUAAUAUACCGUCGUCCGUUACGUCACCACCGGCGUUGGCCGCCUUGGCAACGGUCACCCCGAGUGUAGCCGCGGAUAAGACGAGCAAUAUUUUCCAGCAGUUUAGCAGCGCCACCAUUACCAUUGUCCCGGCAAGCAAGGUUCGCAAUAAAUCGGGGAGUACUACCUCUGCUCUCUCGAGUAGCUCGAAUGCUGGCAACGCUCCGGAUGUUACCCCCGUAUCGCCACCGGCUCCCGUUAGUUUGCUUAAAUCGAACAAUCUACAUCUAGCGAACAGCAGCGGCGAACAGGGAGCGAAAAACAGUCUCAAGCGGAAGCUAUCGAACGAAGGAAGAAGAUCUUCGUUCAGUGCUAGUGCGACUUCCACACCAGUCAGCAGCAGUGGUUCGAAUGUGUCGAAGGUGGUAAAACUGGACGAAGUGCCGAAAGCAACUUUAUCAUCCCCGCCGGAGCUUAUCAGCAUCAACUGUAAGCCGAGCGUAACCAUCACCAGCAUUCCACCGGGGCAGCAACCGGCAUCAUCCGCACCAUCACCAGCAGCAACCACUCAGAAGCAGCAUUCUUUGCUAAAUCAAUCGCAGCAGUCCUUGCUGCAGUCGGUUCCUAUUCUUAUGGCGAAGAAAUCUCCUCCAGCUGUUGCUGCUGCCGUUGCUAGUACCAGCACCACGAUGGCAGUACCACCGGCCGCAUCAUCCAAUGCCACCGGUAAUGCAACGCGAGAAAUCAUCCAAAUGCCGGAACAACUGACGGAAGCGGAACGUCGGGAAUCGUCUACACGUCCGUGGCGCCCGACCCUGCUACCAAUAUCUCCAGGUGUGUCGGAAAGCUUAAAAACCGGUCCACUCUACCAAACGGCUGACGGUCGCUUGCUACCGAAGUUGGUGCAGGUCAUGUCGGGCGGCAAACCAUAUCACAUCUCAAUCGAAGAUUAUAACCGUAUGUGCAUACUGCGACGGGAAAAGUUACUCCAGCAGCAACACAACAUGAUACAGACGGCCAACAAACGCCAGUCGCAGCUGCCCCAGCCGAAGCCGCAAGUCAGCACCAUACCUCCGCCAGCGCUACGGUUAACGAACACUUCGGUGGAAAAUUCAUUAAUCAACAACGCUGUGCCCACCACUUCUGGGGCCACCGGUGGCGGCAGUACUGCUGCCAAAGUGGUACAAUUCCCCAACCAGCUCCUGGAGCAAAACUCACUCAUACCGAUCUAUGGCGGUGGAGGAUCCGGCAAGGUUGGGACGGGUAAUGGAAAUGUACAGAAGUCGAGCAACAGCAGCCUCACGGUAACCAUGACGCCAACGGUCAACAAUAAUAGCCUUGCCAAGGGUACGACGGUGAUCCCACCGACGAUGAAGCCACUCUCCCUGCCCAACAGCACCACCGUAUAUCCGAUGAUGAUGUCGGCCAACACAAUCUCCCUGCCUCCCCUGUUUACGACCUCUGCAUCGUCCACGCUGUACACCGGCGUUGGUGGCGGUGUGACGACCCAAAGCUCCACGUCAUCCAUCAACAACCGACCUGCAUCUGCGACGACAUCGCUUGUGCUCACGCAACCCUCCUCACACCUUAGCAUGAGCAGCGUGACAACGAUGAACCCGUUGGAUCAGCUGCUCAAGGGUGGCAAUCUGGUGACGCAGGCGCAAUUGCAGGAAUAUGUGGCUGCCGCAACGGCAGCCAAUGGUGGCGGGUUGGGUGCGUCCUCACAGAUGGACAACUCACCGGACAAAUUACUCUCAAAGAUACCAAAAUCGCUCACUGUGAUACCGCAGCAGAAACAAAGCAGAACAAUGUCACGCGUUUCCUCGCAUGAGGAACAAAACAGUGCCUAA